Lutzomyia longipalpis is the source of this 1500-nucleotide messenger RNA. RefSeq lists its product as uncharacterized. Bases 1 to 1299 code for a protein of 432 amino acids. Gene Ontology annotation, molecular function: protein binding. NCBI's taxonomy places the organism in Eukaryota, Metazoa, Arthropoda, Insecta, Diptera, Psychodidae. The transcript has 5 exons. The record is from RefSeq and is a predicted model, not a curated record.
AUGAUGAUCUAUCGGGGUGUUCUUGUGCCAAUCGCUGUCGCUCUCCUUGGACACUUUGUGACGAAUGGUGAUGAGGGGCUUUCCACGACAACACACAGAAAUGUUCUCGAUCACGUAUGCUACCGCGAAGAGAACUUCACCGAACUUGAGGAGCGACGUGUGACGCAGCCUGUGCGAAUUCGAUCUCAUGUGUGGUGCCUUGAAUUCCCACCAAGAUGUGCGCACUACCGCACAGAAAUGAAGGAGAUCAUCAAAUGGCAGAACGUCACGAAGACACGGCUCGUGGAGCACUGUUGCGAUGGCUACGAAGAGGUCACCGAGGCCAAUGAGAUCAUUUGCAAGCCCAUCUGUCCCGAUGGCUGCCGGCGGGGGUUUUGUCAUCAACCUGGGAUGUGUGUUUGCAAUCCCGGAUGCCAAAAUGGGGGUUACUGCGACAGCAAGAAGGGGGAAUGUCGCUGCCAGGAGGGAUGGAGUGGAGAAGGCUGCGAAGUUUCUUCAACGGGAACCUCACCUGUGUCCCAAAUUACCCCAACAACACCCCUUAAACUCCUUCCAGUCACAGAAAUAAUUCCCAAAAGUACACCAUCGACCAUUGAGGAGCUAAAUUCAACCCUUGUAGACCUCGCUGAUAACAUUGAUAAGCUAAAACAGCAGCUAAAUACAACACAGACAACACAGAGCGAUAUAGCCCUGUUGGAACUACACACAACACUUCCGGAUAUUGUUAUAGCGCACCAGGAAGUUGUCCCAGCUGAGGAUCAUCUUGUUGAAAUGGGAACAGGCUCUGAGAUUCUAGUUCUUAGCAAUUGGGACUUGAAUGGAACGCUCAUCAAGAAUGCCAGCGAUGCAGGAGCGAGUGAAAAUGGCAAUGAGAGCAGUACCAUUGCCCUCCUGGCCACAAGCGUCUUCCUAUCCGUUGUCCUGCUCCUUCUCUUCGUCGUCCUUCUCUACUGGAAGCGCAAACUCGAAGCCCAUCAUGCGAGACGUUCUAGUACCGACAGCAAUGCAAGUAUUCAGGGAAAGGACACCCUAAGUGGGAAGAUUGUAAACAAACCCCUUCCGGAGAUUCCCUUCACGGACAUAAAUAAAAGCAAAACGUCGCCUCAUCGAAAGAGCGUCCAAUUCGUCGAGAGUCCCAUCCUGCACUACAAAGACUCCGCAGCAGAGCAACCAAAGGACGCUACUCCUACGUACAGCUACCCAUCUACAGCCUCACAAUCAUCCACACAAUCAACGAGGGAACAUUUGUAUGAUGAAAUUAAAUAUCCCAUCUUCACAAGUGACGUCAUACACGUUUGAUAAGCAUUUUCGUGCAUUUCUCAGAAAAAAAAAAUCUCCUUUUGGUGUUUAAUCCCUCCAUGUUGAUUUUUUCCACAUUCUCAGAAAAAAAUGUUCUUUUUGAUUAAAGUAAAAAAAAAGAAGCCAGAAUAAAUCCCGAGAAAAUUGCAAAUGACUCUUAUUUCUCUCUGGUAUGAAGCAAAGAAGCGAUAAGGCUUUGGA